Molecule: messenger RNA, 957 nt
Organism: Alternaria arbusti
Lineage: Eukaryota; Fungi; Ascomycota; Dothideomycetes; Pleosporales; Pleosporaceae
Exons: 5
Coding region: 1-957 (318 amino acids)
Source: RefSeq, a predicted model, not a curated record
AUGGUCAAAAUCGCAAUCGCAGGCGGUGCUGGAGACGUAGGGCAAGAGUGCAUCGCUGCUCUCCUCGCCAGCAAGAAGCACGAGAUUGUAAUCUUCACGCGCAAGGACGUUCCAGUCGAGACUACCGACUCGCCCGUCAAAUCGGUCAAAGCCAACUACAAAGACCUAGACGAACUAACUAGCCGUCUACAAGGCGUAGACGUGGUUCUUUCUUUCAUCGCGCCGCACGACCUGCAAGAAGGGGUUUCCUUCCAGAAGAACCUCAUCGAUGCCUCGAUCAGGGCCGGGGUAAAGCGUUUCGCGCCCAGCGAAUGGGUCACACGCACCACAGAGCACAUGGAUUGGUACUCGUUCAAAAUCAGCAUCCGCGAAUAUCUGGCCGAGAUCAACAAAAACAAGAAAGUCAUCGAGUACUGUCUUUUCCAGCCGGGUCUCUUUUCCAAUUACUUGACCGUGCCGUACAAGUCAGCCGAGCACCUCACGCCACUUCAUGUCAUGUGGGAUUUCCAGAAUCGUAGGGCCAUCUUGCGAGAAGGUGGAGAUGAUGAUACCAUCACUUUGACCACGGUGCAAGAUCUUGCAGGCGUGGUCGCGCGCGCAGUGGAUUACGAGGGCGAAUGGCCGGUCGUAGGUGGCAUCCGAGGCUCGCGCAUCUCAGUCAAGGAGCUCAUUGCUCUCGGGGAAGAGCUAAGAGGUGGGCCUUUUGCCAUUGAAAGAAUCUCCAAUGAGGACUUGAAGAACGGGAAUUGGACUGCCUCCUGGUACCCGAAAUUCCAACACAAUGCCAUUCCACCAGAGAAGGCUGAGGAGUUCGCGAAGAUGGUAGUGACUGGCUUCAUUCGGGCGUUCGGGACAGGCGCCUUCGAUGUGGGAGACGAAUGGAACCAAUUGUUGCCUGAUUAUGAGUUCACGGAUGUGAGGACUUUCUUGCGGGAGGCGUGGAAGGGAAAGCCGUGA